AUGUAUUAAAUAACUCCAAUAUCAGAUACAAUAAAGUCUCGAUACCCGUAACUCAAGGACUACUACCUAUGCUAAUUUUUGGGGGAGAACCAAUAAUCUGCAAUAAUAUGUUCAAUCCUGCAUUAUCUUUUGAAUCGUCGACUAAGCAGAAGUCUCGAAUACUUUAGGAGUCCAAAAAUAAAUUACAAAUAGUUGCAUGCAUAGGAAAUCGCUUAAUUCCUGCAGGAAAGUUUGGAAAUGGAAAAUCCAAUAUAAAACUUCUUCGAAAAGUUGUCAACUUACGAUUAGAAUAAUCUUAUGACAGAAGUUUUACUCUAAGACUUUUGCUUUUCUUAUUAAUUAAUAUAUAAGGGUUAAAUUUGUUUGAAUUAUUUGGCUGACUUCUUAGAUUUGAAUAUUAAUAUCAUUCCAUAAUUAAAUAGUCUAGGUAGAGGGAAUAGUAAUUUAAUUAUAAUAAGAGAGUAGGAAGAAUAUUAUUUUAUUAUCCCGGAACCUCAAUUCUAAUUAGAAACCUAAACAAUUUGCUUUAGUUGUAGCAGAAAGGUUUAUGUCUUCCUGAAUCUUUAAUGUGAUCAUUAAAUUUGUUUGAAUUGUCUCUUUAAACAAAACCAGCAGAGUUAUACGGAUAAUUUUCAAUGUAGAUGUGGAUAAGUCAUUUAAAAAUAGCAGGUUGAAUAAUUUUAAAAUGAAAUCAGUGCUAUAGCUAAAACAAAUCGUUAUAAUUUAGUAUUGGAGCAAUUCUAUCAUCAGUGCAGCUCCACCUUAGUUUAAAGAAAGAGUUAAAUUCGUACUAGUUUUGCAAAAUAGCUUAAUGAAUCAAUAUCUGAGUAAUUGACUGCAACUGAAAUUUAGAUUUCUCUCCUUGAUGAGACAAAUAGAGUUUUAGAACAAUUAGAUGAACAUUGUUGUAAUUGUCAUGGAGAAUCAAACAAACCUUACUUUUAUUUAAAUAAUUGCUCGCAUAAAUUUUGCUUUGAAUGCAUUAAAAAAGAGUUUUAAAAUGAUUGUUGUGGGGGAUGUUAUUGUAUGGUUUGUCCUAAUAAAGUCUCAAGAAAAGAAUACGAGUUAUAUUUAUAAAUGAUAAAUGUUGCAAAAGACAACAUCUAAGAGAAACCACCUGAAAAAGAGAAAACAGAAAACAAAUGUUAAAAUUGUAAUAACAAAUUUCAAUAUCAAUUGUUUGCAAUAGAAAAUUGUAAGCAUAGUUUUUGUGAUACAUGUUUAGAAUAGUUUUUUGCAGUUAAUUACUUUUAAGUCUACUACUGUACUGUUCCAAAUUGCCCAGGUACUUACAACAAGAAGGACUAUGAAAAGUUUAAAUAGGAGUUUAGAAAACAGUUGUAAAUAUCAUAUUCUGAAUUAGAGAAUUCAUGUCAUCAAAUUUCGUGUGACUUUAAUCUAUUAAAUAAUUGUAAAUAAUGUCUAAAAUAAUUAUGUGUUUCACAAUCAGAAAUUAAAGACUAAAUUUGCUCAAAUUGCAGUAAUCCAACUUUAAAAAGUAAGAAUCUAAUCGAAAACGAUUCCACAAAGAUCACUUCAGAUGAUCAGAAGGAAAUCGAUCUUAAUUGGAGUCUUUUAAUAGAUAAAUGCUAAAAAUGCUAGAAAGAAUCACAAUAUUAAUUAUUCUAGAUUCCAUUAUGUAAUCAUAAGUUUUGUAAUUCAUGCAUUUAGGGUUCGAUAGAAAACAAAUAAAAAGAUUAGAGAUGUCUUAAUAAGAAUUGCAAAAGUUUAUUUACUAGGGGAUCUUAUUAAAAUUAUUAUAAUAAUUUAUUACAGGAUAAAGAGAUCAUCCAAAAUAAUUAGCAAAUAUUAAAUCAACAAUUAAUCACAAAAUCAGAAACUUUCAAGCAAUAACCAAAAAUAAAUAAUCUAGUAAAUCUCAACUUUAACUCAAAUGUAACUGUUUAAAGCUCAACAACUAGUACAACUGAUUAAUAAUUGUGUUCAUUUUGCAACAUUUUGAGUGAUUUGGAUCAAGUCUUUCUUAUCAAAUGUGGACAUUAAAUUUGUUAGAGAUGUAGUCUACGUUUAAAGGGUUAAAAUUUUAGAUGUAGUAAGUGUUUGACUCUUUUUGAUAAUCUUAGAUUUAAAAAGUUUAGAUUAUCUUGUAAGUACAAAUGCGACAAUUGUAAGAAAACCUUUCCUUUUGAUUAGAUUUCGCCAAACUAAAAAUGUCUACAUUCUUUAUGUUGGUAAUGUCUCUAAAUAAUUUAUACGAAUAAAGAGACUCAAUAUUGUUGUGUCAAAAACUGCAAAAAAUCAUUUACUGUAGAAAAGGGUUCUAAAAAUAUUUAAAUCUUUCCCUAGUAAGAUGUUGACUCAAGUAAAGAAGCUUAACAAAUUUUAAAUUUGAAAUUUGUAACUAGUUAAAAAAUCAUUUAAUCGAAUUCUUAAGCUAUUGCUAAAAUUGACCAAAGCCUAUCUAUUUUAUUAGAGUAAAAAAAAUAGAAAUAAGAAAUUGAACAACCUUUUAAAAUACAAUCAUGUAUGAUUUGUAAUUAGGAUUUCGAUGAUUACAAUUUGCCGGUAGUCUUCUCGUGCAAUUUACACAUAAUUGGUAUAUGUUGCAUACUUAAUAAUUAUCAACUAUGUUACCUAUGCGAUAGAGGGCUUUGA
Paramecium tetraurelia is the source of this 2616-nucleotide messenger RNA. RefSeq lists its product as uncharacterized. The record is from RefSeq and is a predicted model, not a curated record. NCBI's taxonomy places the organism in Eukaryota, Ciliophora, Oligohymenophorea, Peniculida, Parameciidae. The transcript has a single exon.